Molecule: messenger RNA, 4033 nt
Organism: Athalia rosae (coleseed sawfly)
Lineage: Eukaryota; Metazoa; Arthropoda; Insecta; Hymenoptera; Athaliidae
Gene: spas
Product: spastin
Exons: 9
Coding region: 375-2567 (730 amino acids)
Cellular component (GO): microtubule cytoskeleton
Molecular function (GO): ATP hydrolysis activity; ATP binding; microtubule severing ATPase activity
Source: RefSeq, a predicted model, not a curated record
GUGGCCAAAGUGGCAAGGUAGUUUCAGUUUAGAUUCAGCCACUGGAUGAUAGAUACAUUUUAAGAGCAUAUAAAAGAGUUCACCUUACGGUUUCGCACACAGUGGCCUACCUUAACUAUCUCCUCCGUCUUCAACACGAUUAUUAAAUAAAGUAAAUAGGAAGUCCUUGUGAGGGGUGCGUUAAAAAUUAUACACAUGUAUACAUACUUCAGUAUGUAUCUACCAACCUACCUACCCACCUACUUACGUAUCUUAUGUUACACUAGUCCUUUCGGCUGAAUUAGGGUGAUGGGCGUAAGCGAAUCGAUUUCAGAUCGAAAUGAAUAAUAAAAUACAAAAGUAAGUUUGAGGUGCGAAUACUACGUAAACGGGACAUGUCGUACAGUGAUGGUGGACGUUCGAUACGUAAAUCAAGCACAAAAUCGCCAAAAAAGUUACGUGUCGUGAAGGGGGACAACGACAAAGUGUCGACGACGAUCAGCAGCUACGGUGAUCACAACAAUCGCGCCUAUGACGGGCACGGUCCUCAACCCUCUAUACAUAAACGAAAUUUGUAUAUUGUAUCGUUCCCCCUGAUAUUUCUAUUUAAUAUAUUGCGAACGCUGCUCUACCAACUAUUCGUUAUAUUUAAGUAUUUUUACACGUCAACGUCGCGCCUUGUCCACCGCAGCAAAAAUAUUAACAACUGCAAUAAACCGUCGAAUUGUCACCUGGAAAUCAUAGUCGGACAAGAUAAUUCUGACAAAGAUAACCUUCUUGCCAUAACGGGUUCUGGUCUUGAAUCCGAAGAUCAGAUGUCACAAAUAUCACGGCGACCCACUGGUCCAGGACCUGGGGAUCCUCUACUUGCCAAACAGAAACACCACCACAGACGAGCCUUCGAAUUCAUCAGCAAGGCCCUGAAGAUCGAUGAAGAAAAUGAGGGUCACAAGGAGAUGGCCAUCGAGUUAUAUAAGAAGGGUAUUGGAGAAUUAGAGAAAGGCAUUGCCGUUGAAUGUAACGGUGGUCGAGGUGAAGUCUGGGAACGUGCUCAAAAACUCCAUGAAAAAAUGCGAGCCAAUUUAGCUAUGGCCAAGGAUCGCCUCGACUUUUUAGGUUUGUAUUCCCCAUCUAGUAUAUGUAAACUGGAGAGACUGGGUGUUGCAAACAGCCCCGUAGAGACAGAGCUGGAAACAAUAGGUCGUCACAACCAGCCAGGAAACCAUUUGAAACAUCGUCUUAGCCCUCGAUCGGCACAAGCAAUUAAAAAUAUUGACCAUAUUAGUCAUAACGACACGGCGCAGUCCAGCGCAGAUCAACAAGCUAUGGUUGCCAACUCAAACACUUCGUACCUAACAUUCCAGACACCAAAAUACGUACAAAGGCCGCGAUCGCCGAAAAACAAUUGCACUCACAUCCUAGAAGCUUCUGGAAGAAAGUUAGCAGUUCCUGGAAAGCGUGCAGCAGGCUCAGCAAUGAGCAAAAGUCAAACUCUACCUCGUAGCAUGGGCAGAUCGGCACCCAGCCUUCCUUGUCAUCGAACAAUGCCUGUUAAACCGUCAUCCACGCCGCCAUCUGUGAAGAGACAAUUUUCGGUACCCAACAAUGGGUCACCUGUUAGAAGACCAGGAACUCCAGCAGGAUCUGGAAGCAACCGAGGAACUCCAACAAGGAAGGCUUCGAUGCCAAAAGGCAUAGAUCCCAAAUUGGCUCAGGUCAUUCUUGAUGAAAUUUUAGAAGGUGGAGCACCCGUUCUCUGGGCGGACAUUGCAGGGCAGGAAACAGCCAAACAAGCGCUGCAGGAAAUGGUCAUCCUGCCCUCUAUACGUCCGGAACUUUUCACCGGUCUGCGUACGCCGUCUAGAGGUUUGCUGCUCUUCGGUCCACCUGGCAAUGGGAAGACUCUGCUUGCACGAGCCGUUGCUACUCAGUGUAAUGCAACGUUUUUUUCAAUAUCAGCGGCUAGCCUGACAUCCAAGUAUGUCGGCGAGGGUGAAAAAUUGGUUAGAGCUCUCUUUGCCAUUGCCCGAGAACUUCAGCCAUCUGUGAUAUUCAUCGAUGAAGUAGAUUCGCUACUCAGCGAACGCAGAGAUAACGAACACGAAGCGUCUAGGCGUCUCAAAACAGAAUUUCUCGUCGAGUUUGAUGGGCUACCCUGCACACCAGAGGAGAGAGUGUUAGUUAUGGCUGCGACCAACAGACCCCAGGAAUUGGACGAGGCUGCUUUGAGAAGAUUCACAAAAAGGGUCUACGUCACACUACCUCAUUCUCAGACGCGAAUCUUACUUCUGAAAAGACUUCUUAGCAAGCAUAAUAACCCGCUAACCUCGCAGGAACUGGAACAGUUGGCUCAGUUUACCGAGGGGUAUUCCGGCAGUGAUUUAACAGGGUUGGCUAAGGAUGCCGCACUCGGACCCAUCAGAGAACUGAAUCCAGAGCAAGUGAAAGAGCUAGAUUUAAACUUGGUGCGUAACAUCACGAUGCAGGAUUUUAUUGAUUCUUUGAAAAGAAUUCGUAGGUCGGUUUCACCGUCGAGCUUAGCUGCGUACGAGAAAUGGAGCUUGGAGUACGGAGACGUCAGUCAUUGAUUCAAAAAUUGUUUAGAGAGCCUUCUGUCUAGGAUCCGAGUGUGGAGAUUUAUCUCCCUAGGUAUGUACAAUUUAUACGAACAUGGAGUGCUUUUGCAUUCUUCCGCCCUUCCAAGCUCACAACAGCUCAGUCUUCAUCAUCCAGUUAUUUUGCUACUUUUAUAACUCACAUGUAAUCAUUAUUAAUCGAUGUGAUGAAUUACUAUACCCUAAUACCAAUACCUCAUCGUAACAUGAAAAUUCAGGUUCAGAAGAACUAUCAACAUUUUUGGUUUUCAGAGAAUCCUGUUGGAAUCUUUUUUCAAUUAUAAUAAAACAGACCGCAUGGGUAUUUUCAUAGUGAAUUGCUUGGGUAGCUUAAAAAUCUUUCCGGAACGCCUUAAGUCAUUUGUAAAAUUAUCUGGUCUGGUUGCUUUUGUAAAUAAUGUGAGAACUAAGUUUUCAUUCUCGAAAAUUUCAUAGCCUGAUGCCCAAAGCUGUGUACUUUAUUUGUGUAUUGCAGGAAAAAUCUGAUUACUGUAAAACUUUAUUGCUGAAUAAAAUCGCUCCUUUAUACGCUUAUAACUUAACGAGACCACGUCUUACCACAGCGCAGGAAACUAAAACGCGUUACAGCAUGAACAACUGUGUACGUAAUAGCUUAAUGUUGGGAACCACAUAGGGUGGGACUCCUCGCUCGUCACUAAAAGAAGGAACAGCAGCGGUGCAGAUUUUCAGAUGGGGUCAGAGUAAAGUCCUCAAGACUUGUGUAAAACAUUCGAGUGUUUGGAUAUUUGAAUCGAAACAAUAUAGAAAAGUCAUUGCAAGAGGGGACAGUUGGAGGGGAUUGAGCCACUGACUAAAAUAGGUAAGCCAUGCUACGAAGAAGACUAGCCUCUAUUUGUCAGCUUUGAUUAAUAAUUGAGAGCAUCGCACCUGCAAGAGAAAGUGUUUCGUACCAACGUUGUCAUGUAGUAAAAACUAACUGAAAGUGAACUGCAGGCACCAUUGCCAGCCCCCAUCGAAUAUAGUAAAGAAAGAUAAUUGGAAAUAAGAAUUAUUUCCGAAUAUGAUUAAAUUCAAUCAUAAGGGUGAUCGGGUGCCUUUAGAAAGAGGGUUUUCGUCUUACAAUUAGGAAUUCGAUCCGCACAUCUCAAUUUAUAAAAUCAACCUUUUUUUUAUUGAUUAUCUUUCGUGUCCAGAAUAAUUUGCAACUAAAUUCCAUCUGUCGUUUAUUAUUCUUCAUCUCCAGAAAACAAUCGAAAACCACGCAAUGCUUUUGCAAGCGACGCGAGAGUGAAAUUAAAUUUGUACAUGAAAAAUAAACACCGAUGUCUCGGGUUUGGCAUUCAACAUAAUAAGUAUUUACAAAAAUUCAUGGUUCAAUAAUAGAGAGACGGAAACUUGAAAAAAAGCCAGAUGAGAAAGAUAAAAAGAAAAAAUAAAUAAAAAUAAAUCAAGAAUGCAUAACUAACCAAAAUUUUACU